UUGGUGUUAAUAUUAUGAGCUUGUCAGAUUAUUUUGGGUACUCUUGUCUGAUUGUUUUAGUUAAUACAUUGCAAUAAAUUUAAAUAUGUCUGGGAAAACAGCACUUUUACUUCUUGCUGAAGGAGCAGAAGAGAUGGAAUCUGUUAUUACAAUUGAUGUAUUAAGGCGAGCCAAGAUUGAAGUUACAGUGGCUGGGUUAGAUGAGCAUUUAGUAAAAUGUAGCAGAAAUGUCCGUAUUCAACCAGAUGAUAUUUUGGAAAAUAUAAAAGACAAAAUGUAUGAUGCUGUUAUUAUACCUGGUGGCCUUGGUGGUGCAAAGAAGCUCUCUGAGUCUACGGUUGUGAAAAAUAUCCUCGAAAAACAUUUUAAACACGAGAAAUUAAUAGCUGCCAUUUGUGCCGGACCCACCGUUUUAGAUGCACACAAUGUAGGGAAAGGAAAAAAAGUAACUUCAUACCCAUCGUUAAAAGACAAGAUGAAGGAUUAUACUUAUGUGGCAGAAAAGGUUGUUACAGAUGGUAAUCUGGUGACUAGUCAAGGACCGGGAACUAGUUUUAAUUUUUCUCUUGAAAUUGUGAAAAUAUUGGUUGGCUCAGAUAUUGCCGAAGAAGUUUCAACAGGAAUGCUUCUGUAAUACUCUUUUCGAGCUUUUUCUUAUAUAUUUAUAUUUAUCCUAUAUAUUGCUUUAAUAAUAAAAGAAAAGUAGUCUUA
Hydra vulgaris (swiftwater hydra) is the source of this 711-nucleotide messenger RNA. RefSeq names its product Parkinson disease protein 7 homolog. Gene Ontology annotation, biological process: glyoxal metabolic process; response to oxidative stress. The record is from RefSeq and is a predicted model, not a curated record. Gene Ontology annotation, cellular component: cytoplasm; mitochondrion; nucleus. NCBI's taxonomy places the organism in Eukaryota, Metazoa, Cnidaria, Hydrozoa, Anthoathecata, Hydridae.